GAGAUUUAUAGAACGGUGGGGAUUCCAUUAGAAUUUACGUUAUACGUUGUGUAUUCAUGAUAGUCGAGUCAUUACAUGCGUGGAGAUAGUAGCUCUGAGAAAAGUAAUUUACUUUGAAACAGGGAGAAAAGUAAUCGACAGUUUACCUGCAAUUUGCCGAGCAAUCAAAUUCAUUCACGAAUAAUUCAAGUGUUUGCGCUGGAUUUUAAUUGUUUAUUGCAAAUCAUAUUCUGAAGACAAUGAAAGCUAGCUGUAUGAGAGAAAAAAUAACAUGAGCAAGUGGAUCGUUGGAUUCCUGAAAUUCGACAAACUAAUACAGCUCACCUCUUUUCUUUUUGAAAAAUCAUUCGUAUUCGAGUUGAUCCGCGGGAGAACAUAUUGCUGAAGAUAUGAAUAGUACGAAGAGUGAGGUAAACGCUGCGAAUAAUAGUGAAGAGAAUAAAUCACUGUUGGAGCCGUCAAAGACCGAUGUCCAAUAUCCAGCAUUGCACACACCAUCCGUCAAAGAUGUUGAUGACUUCUUCAAGGAGCUUCCACUGACUGAUGACACUUCCUGCGGUAUCUGGUGCUUUCGGGGUCCUAAUCUUCAGAGAUUUGCCAAUAAAAAAGCAUAUGUAUUUCUUUAUGGGAUCCUUGGCUGCAUCUUUUCGGCUAGUUAUGCAUAUUUUAAUGGCACCAUCACUACACUGGAGAAGAGAUUCAAAAUUCCUUCGAAAACAACGGGUAUUAUUAUGGUGGGAAAUGACAUUUCCCAACUUCUUGUAUCUGUUGUACUAUCGUAUUAUGCUGGAAGGGGGCACAGACCACGAUGGAUAGCUUUUGGAAUUUAUACUGUAGUACUCUUUUGCUGUUUAACAAUGCUUCCGCAUUUUCUGUAUGGGCCGGGUGAAGAUGCUUUACAAUUAACGAAAGAGCACGGUGGCAUGAGUCCAUCAGGCACAUCAAAUUCAACGGCACUCCUCCCAGGACAAGAUAAAGACAAGAAAUUUUUAUGUUUGACGAAGGAGCACCGUGGCACGGACUGCAUAGAGGAAAAUGGAAAUUUCGCUCCGCAGGUCAUUCUUUUCGUAGCUCAACUCGUUGCGGGAAUCGGUGGAUCUCUCUACUACACAUUAGGUGUAUCCUAUAUGGACGACAAUAUUCAAAAAUCAAAAACCCCAGCAUUGAUUAGCUUCUCCUAUUUCCUCAGAAUGUUAGGCCCAGCAAUUGGCUAUGGAUUGGCAUCAUUCGCCCUGAAAUUCUACAUCAGCCCAACACUCACCCCAACAAUUAGUACAACAGAUCCAAGAUGGUUGGGGGCAUGGUGGAUGGGUUGGAUAAUUCUAGCUGUCCUCCUGUUUAUCUUCGCGAGUGUUCUCGCGCUUUUCCCAAAAACUCUUCCUCGAGCAGCAGCAAGAAAGAUUCUCGCAUCCGAACGUGGUAAGCUGUCGUCAAGUCAGCGAGAUUUACAAGAGAAACACAAUCCUGAGGAUAUCAAGCACAAUCGAUCAGACGUACCAGCCUCGUUGGGGGACAUGCUGCGGACAUUUCGACGGCUCUUGACGAACAAUACAUUAAUGUGCAACAACCUCGCAACAGUUUUCUACUUUUUGGGCUACAUGCCAUAUUGGGUGUUCAUGCCAAAAUAUAUUGAGACUCAGUACAGACAGUCAGCUUCAGUGUCAUCCUUGAUAACAGGCACAGUUGGCCUGAUCUUCACGGCUUUUGGAAUAUUAAUUUCUGGUCUCGUUAUCUCCAAGUAUAAACCAAAAGCUAGGUACUUAGCAGCUUGGAAUAUCAUCGUUGGUGCGAUUUCAGUUAUGGGGAUGAUAUCCUACGCUUUUCUCCGAUGCUCUGCCAAUGAUAAUCAAGUCAUCAUGGCGGGUACAUCAGGAACUCAUACCUCGUGCACUGAUGAUUGCAAUUGUGAUUACGUAACGUAUAAUCCCGUGUGUUCUGAGGACGUAAGGACCUAUAUAUCAGCCUGUCAUGCUGGAUGUCGAACACUGACAGUAAACCCUGAUGGCACUAAAAAAUACUCGGACUGUGCGUGCAUCAAAUGGAGAUAUACUGAUUCAUACCGCAAUCGAGUUGAUGACAUCGUAACGAGUAAUUGGACGACCACAACUGACAGCUCAUCGAAUGUCCUCGAUUUCACAGGAUCAGCGACCUCGGGACCAUGUCCUGUCGAUUGUCAAAAUACUUUCUAUCUGUUUCUGGCUGUAGUUUGUCUUCUGAAAUUCAGUGGUGCCACUGGACGUGCCUCCAAUUUUCUAGUCUCAGUCAGAUGCGUCGAGGAGAAGGACAAAGCUGUAGCCAUGGGAUUCGGUUUAACUAUCAUGAGUCUAUUUGCUUUUAUACCAUCACCUAUUUUGUUUGGAUUGAUUUUAGACAAAACGUGCUUGAUAUGGGGAAAAACGUGCACCGGGACGGGAAAUUGCUGGUUGUACAAUGGCGAACUCCUUCGGUAUUUACUGAAUUUCACUGCUGCAAGUUUCGUCACUAUUGGAACGAUAUUCGACAUCGGAGUUUGGUAUUUCGUCAAAGAUGUCAAAAUAUUCGACGACGAUGUUGAGUUAGAAAAGGUAACGGAUAAGAGUGAAGACAGUCAACUUGAUAAUCGGAAAUGAAAGACGUCAAGUCCUUCAUCUUAAUUUAUGAAUGGAAGAUAUUUCUCGUCGGAAGUGAUUUCCUGUAAAAUUUAUCUCGACGAUGAAGCUCUCUGCUUCAAUUAUCAAGCUCAAGCAAUAAAAGAAGGCUUCAAGACUUCAAGCACACUUUCAGCAUAUAUUUGUGAACAAUCUGGAUGCGAGUAGCUGAGAAAAGAUUUUUUGUUUACUGAGAUAGUGAUACCUUUCUUCAUGAAUAAACAAUGUUUCCAAGUA
Fopius arisanus is the source of this 2864-nucleotide messenger RNA. It is a transcript of the gene Oatp58Dc, whose product is annotated as solute carrier organic anion transporter family member 5A1. The transcript is spliced from 7 exons. Gene Ontology annotation, cellular component: plasma membrane. The record is from RefSeq and is a predicted model, not a curated record. Lineage: Eukaryota; Metazoa; Arthropoda; Insecta; Hymenoptera; Braconidae. Gene Ontology annotation, biological process: transmembrane transport; sodium-independent organic anion transport. Gene Ontology annotation, molecular function: protein binding. The coding region runs from base 390 to 2609 and encodes 739 amino acids.